Molecule: messenger RNA, 1479 nt
Organism: Arabidopsis lyrata subsp. lyrata
Lineage: Eukaryota; Viridiplantae; Streptophyta; Magnoliopsida; Brassicales; Brassicaceae
Product: fructose-bisphosphate aldolase 5, cytosolic
Exons: 4
Coding region: 233-1309 (358 amino acids)
Biological process (GO): fructose 1,6-bisphosphate metabolic process; glycolytic process
Cellular component (GO): cytosol
Molecular function (GO): fructose-bisphosphate aldolase activity
Source: RefSeq, a predicted model, not a curated record
GCUGGGAUCAUUGGUUGCCAUUUGGUAGUGUAGAAGCAAUCACUCAUUUGCUUUAUCGGAGGUUGAUAAUCUUCCUCGGGCUCUCCUUCCGACACGUAUGACAAAUGCUAAUAGUAUAUUCCUCGUAGAUAUUACCUAUAUAUUCUCAAAAGUUGCAGGUACUUAAGGCUUUGUCUUGGCUUCCUCGUCCUCUUCAGUAAAACUCGUCUCUCUUGCACUCCAAAAAGCAACCAUGUCUGCUUUUGUCGGCAAAUACGCAGAUGAGCUGAUUAAGACGGCUAAGUACAUUGCAACACCGGGAAAGGGCAUUUUGGCGGCAGACGAGAGCACAGGAACCAUCGGGAAACGAUUCGCCAGCAUCAAUGUCGAGAACGUUGAGUCCAACCGCCAAGCUCUCCGUGAGCUCCUCUUCACUUCCCCUGGCGCUUUCCCUUGCCUCUCUGGUGUUAUCCUUUUUGAGGAAACCCUCUACCAGAAAACCUCUGAUGGCAAACCCUUUGUUGAUCUCCUCAUGGAGAACGGAGUUAUCCCUGGAAUCAAAGUGGACAAGGGUGUGGUUGAUCUAGCAGGGACCAACGGCGAGACCACUACUCAGGGUCUAGAUUCGCUUGGUGCACGUUGCCAGGAGUAUUACAAGGCAGGAGCCCGGUUUGCAAAAUGGCGUGCAGUCCUCAAGAUUGGGGCCACCGAGCCAAGCGAGCUCUCUAUCCAAGAGAACGCCAAGGGGCUAGCCCGCUAUGCCAUCAUCUGCCAGGAGAACGGACUGGUCCCGAUCGUCGAGCCAGAGGUACUGACCGACGGGAGCCAUGACAUCAAGAAAUGUGCGGCGGUGACGGAGACAGUUCUUGCUGCCGUGUACAAGGCCUUGAACGACCACCAUGUCCUCCUCGAAGGCACUCUGCUUAAACCGAACAUGGUCACUCCCGGCUCUGACAGCCCAAAGGUUGCACCUGAAGUGAUAGCGGAAUACACAGUGACUGCUCUGCGCCGCACAGUCCCACCAGCGGUUCCAGGAAUCUUGUUCCUCUCAGGCGGACAGAGUGAAGAGGAAGCAACACAAAAUCUGAACGCAAUGAACAAGCUUGACGUAUUGAAGCCAUGGACGCUGACUUUCUCUUUUGGACGAGCCCUCCAACAAAGCACUCUCAAGGCUUGGGCCGGUAAGACCGAGAACUUAGCCAAAGCUCAGGCCACUUUCCUGACAAGGUGCAAGGCUAACUCGGACGCUACCCUCGGGAAAUACACCGGCGGGGCUUCCGCUGACUCGGCCGCCUCUGAGAGCUUGUAUGUGAAAGGAUACAAGUAUUAGGAGCGUUUAAUACGGGUGUCACCUUUUAUACGGUUUGAGUAUAUGUCAAAUGUUUCGUGGGCGUUUAACUGUUUAAAUGUUUAUCGAUUUGGUUUAGCGACUUUGUAAUGUUCUUAAACUGUGUUGUGUUUUUGCGAUGGUUUCUAUAAUAUUUUCGCGCCAUGACAUAA